Messenger RNA from Zygotorulaspora mrakii, 786 nucleotides. RefSeq names its product Fmp41p (gene FMP41). Gene Ontology annotation, cellular component: mitochondrion. The transcript has a single exon. NCBI's taxonomy places the organism in Eukaryota, Fungi, Ascomycota, Saccharomycetes, Saccharomycetales, Saccharomycetaceae. Gene Ontology annotation, molecular function: acetylpyruvate hydrolase activity. The coding region runs from base 1 to 786 and encodes 261 amino acids. The record is from RefSeq and is a predicted model, not a curated record.
AUGAGCUAUCAGUAUUUGAAAGCUGCCAGAAAAAUUAUCUGUAUAGGUCGUAAUUACGCCGCUCAUAUCAAGGAGCUAAACAAUGCAACUCCUAAGCAGCCUUUUUUUUUCCUAAAACCCAGUUCAAGUAUCAUAACCCCAAUUAAUCAAUUGAAUGCUUGCAAAAGUCUCCCCAAGAAUUCUAGUUAUCAUGGAUUAAAUGAUAAUGGGACAAAUCCGUCCCCCAUUUUUGCUCCUCACGGAGUCGUUAUUCAUCAUGAGAUUGAGUUGGCAUUAGUUAUCGAUAAGUACAUUUCUAAUGUUGAAGCUAACGAAUUUCAUGCAAGUGAUGUCUUUGACGCUAUUAGCGGGAUAUCAUUAGCUCUCGAUUUGACGGCAAGAAACGUACAGGAUGAAGCAAAGAAGAAAGGUUUACCAUGGUCCAUUGGUAAGGGGUUUGAUACUUUUUUACCUAUUUCAGAAUUUAUUCCUAAAGCCAAAUUGAUAAAGGAUAGGGAUAAUUUGCAGGAUGUAUUCAGGCUAACUUGUGCAGUCAAUAAUUUCAAAAGGCAAGAUGGGACAACAAAUUUAAUGCUAACUCCACUCCACAAGAUAAUUCAGCAUAUCUCAACGAUGAUAUCAUUGGAACCUGGCGAUAUCAUCCUCACUGGAACACCUGCUGGUGUAGGUGAAUUGCAUCCUGGCGAUGAAAUUCGAUGUAAGCUACUUUAUCGUGAUUCAGAAUUGAUUGAUAUGUCUUUUGGUUGCGAGAAGAGACCCGGACCCUACGUUUAUAGGGAAACAUAG